This is a messenger RNA of Belonocnema kinseyi, 2100 nucleotides long. RefSeq names its product facilitated trehalose transporter Tret1-like. Gene Ontology annotation, cellular component: membrane. Gene Ontology annotation, molecular function: transmembrane transporter activity. Bases 442 to 1794 code for a protein of 450 amino acids. The transcript is spliced from 4 exons. The record is from RefSeq and is a predicted model, not a curated record. Gene Ontology annotation, biological process: transmembrane transport. Lineage: Eukaryota; Metazoa; Arthropoda; Insecta; Hymenoptera; Cynipidae.
UAAGACCGCGCGAAAGAUUCUCGACAAAAUCACGUGUAUCUAAAAUAUAAAGUGAUUGAGGUCUUCGAACUUUCAAAUAAAAAAAUUGAUUUUCACGAAUUAAGGAUAUUUUUCGUAUUUAAAACACAAAUCAAAAUCAAUGCAAAUAAUUGUUAUUAUAAAAAUAUUAACUUUCUUUGAAUUCAAAUCUAAAAUAAAUUUUAGAUAAUCUCUCAACAUUAAAGUGAAUGUGAACAGUUUUAGUGAUGACAGUGAGUUUUUUGAAUUUCAUUAAAGUGCCACAUGAUCAAGAGGUAUCUGAGCAUACAUAAUCAGUGAUAUACGUUUGGCUAUGUCAAAGUACCGGACGAUGAGCUGGCGUUAGGCGCAGAUGGACAGAAUAAGAAAAACCCCAGAAGUCAAUGGAAACAAUGGCUGGCAUGCAUUUCAGCUACUCUAUCAAUGGUGUCCGUGGGCACAGUUUAUGGAUGGGUGACAACGAUAUUAUCUCGCCCGUAUGACGACAUUGAUAUUCCUAUAAAAAUAAAUUCCGAAGAAGGCUCAUGGAUCUCGUCCUUGACUGUCAUAGGUUCAAUGCUUGGUUCCUUUCUGGCAGCCUGGUUGUCUGAUCGGUUUGGACGAAAACGAUGUCUUCUCCUGACCAGCAUCUUCUAUAUAACAGGUUGGACCGUAACAAUCUUCGCCUGGAAAGUCGAAUACCUCUACGUGGCCAGAAUAAUUUUAGGAGUCGGAGUCGGCAUGUCCUACUCAACAAAUCCCAUGUAUGUCUCCGAAGUGGCAGACGUUAAAAUCCGUGGAGCCCUGGGAACUUUAAUAGCAGUCAACGUCUUCACUGGAUCCCUCUUGAUGGUCUCAAUUGGACCCUGGGUCUCUUACCAAAUUCUGGGCACAGUGGGUCUCAUAAUCCCUUUAAUUUUUGUCCUAGUCUUCCUCUUCUUUCCAGAGAGUCCCUACUACCUCGCAACCAAAGAAAAGCACCAGCAAGCCAUGAAGGUCAUUGCAUUUUUUAAAGGAAUCGAAGACAGGGAUGAAGCUAAGAAAGAAUUAGACAUUGUUCUCGAAGCCAUCAGCCAACAUUCCGAGGCAUCAGAAAAUUGGAGAGACAGAUUUCGACAGCUUUUUCUCCCCAACAACCGGAAGGCACUUUUAAUCAUCAGUGGUCUCAUCCUAACGCAACAACUAAGUGGAAAUUUCAGCAUGAUGCAGUACAUUCAAGAUGUUCUAACAAAGGCCAACGAUAUUGGCUUGGAUCCUUACAAAUCUACCAUUAUUAUUUUCGCCGUUGGUCUUCUAGCUGGAACUGUAUCAACUUUUACAGUCGAUUGUUGUGGAAGAAGGCCUCUGCUGUUAUUUUCAAUCAUAGGGUGUACUAUCACAUUAGGAAUUUUCGCUACUUAUAUCUACCUAGAUUCGAGAUUUGUUGAUUUAUCUUCUGUGAAUUUGAUUCCUAUCAUCGACAUGGUCUUCUUCCAAAUAGUUUUUCAGAUUGGAUUAGGAACUCUACCAAAUGCUCUGAUUGGAGAACUCUUCCCUGGAAAUGUUAAAGGAAUCGCUGCGGCUAGUUUGACGGUUCUUGAUGGAAUUUUGACUUUUACGGUUGUCAAGUUAUACCAACCGAUCAAUGAUGCUUAUGGACAACACAUGAUGUAUGCAUUUUUUGCUGUGUCUUGCUCUCUAGCUUUCUUCUUUGUUUUGGCAUUUGUUCCGGAGACAAAAAAAAGGACCUUGAAUGAGAUUCAAGAAAUCUUGAGUCAAAAAGGAUUUAGGCAUAGGAAAAGAAGAGUGUCGGUGUGAUGAUUCUCGAGAUAAAUUUCGAGAUGAUUUUUGAUAUAGAUCAAGAUACUUGGUUUCUUGAGCCUGUAAAUAAUUAAGAAUAUUGUAUAUAUUGUGUACAUUUUCAUACCGUGUUUAAGAAAAUCGUAAAGAGAUUCUUGAUUGUUUUACAAUUCUUGAUUGUAUGCAUUUUAGGAGUGAGAGUAAAGAUAAAAGUCUUUUUUAGAUUCAUUGAAAAAAUCGGUGACUUUUACAUUGAAUUCAAAAUAAUAUCAAUUCUGUGUCAAGCAUCAAAAUUAAAGAUUUUUCAACAAAUAUUAUCGCUUG